AUGACAUCAGCGAAGCCCACAGCGCUGUAUGGGAGGAUGUUUGGGGGAGCGUUGGUGGAAGAAGCCAAAUGCCUUCCACACCCUUUCGCCAUCACCGUGUUUGAGGACAGCCUGUACUGGACCGACUGGCACACCAAGAGCAUCAACAGCGCCAACAAGUUCACCGGCAAGAACCAGGAGAUCAUCCGCAACAAGCUGCACUUCCCCAUGGACAUCCACACCCUGCACCCGCAGAGGCAGCCGGCAGGUGGCAAGAACCGCUGCGGAACCAACAACGGCGGCUGCAGCCACCUGUGUCUCCCCAGCAACAAGACGUACACCUGCGCCUGUCCCACCGGCUUCAAGAAGGUCGACCACUACAACUGUGCCAACGGUCUUGACAAGUUCCUGCUUUUUGCCCGAAGGACGGACAUCCGACGAAUCAGCUUCGACACAGAGGACAUGUCCGAUGAUGUCAUCCCUCUGGCUGAUGUGCGCAAUGCCGUGGCUCUGGACUGGGACGCCAAAGACGGCUACAUCUACUGGACGGACGUCACCACCGACUCCAUCAACAGAGCUCUGUGGAACGGCAGCAAGCAGGAGGUGGUGGUGGACACCAGUCUGGAGAGUCCAGCAGGUCUGGCGAUUGACUGGGUGACCAGCAAGCUGUACUGGACUGAUGCUGGAACGGAUCGCAUUGAAGUGUCGAACGCCGACGGCAGCAUGCGGACCGUCCUGAUAUGGGAGAACCUGGACCGGCCCCGGGACAUUGUCAUCGACCCGAUCGGAGGUUUCAUGUACUGGACCGACUGGGGCGCCAACCCGAAGAUCGAGCGUGCAGGAAUGGACGCGUCGAGUCGCAUCGUCAUCAUCUCAUCCAACCUGACGUGGCCCAACGGCCUCGCCAUCGACUACGAGACCAAGCGGCUGUACUGGGCCGACGCUGGCAUGAAGACUAUUGAGUUUGGGAACUUUGACGGUUCUGAUCGACAGGUUUUGAUCGGCACCCAGCUGCCUCACCCCUUCGGCCUGACGGUGCACAAGGACAAGUUGUACUGGACAGACUGGCAGUCGAAGAGCAUCCAGAGCGCUGACAAGCUCACCGGUUUGGGUCGACACACGCUGGCCGAAAACCUGGAGAACCUCAUGGACAUCCACAUGUUCCAUCGACACCGAGAGACAGUGCGUAACCCGUGCGAGGUGAAUAAUGGAGGCUGCAGCCACCUCUGUCUCCUGGCGCCUGCUCCCAAAGCCUCCAGCUGCGCUUGUCCCACUGGGAUCAACCUGCAGACGGACGGGAAGACCUGCACGCCUGGGAUGAGCAGCUUCCUGAUCUUUGCACGGAGGACGGACAUCAGGAUGGUUUCUCUGGACAUCCCUUACUUUGCUGAUGUGGUUUUGGCCGUCAAUAGCUCCAUGAAAAACACCAUCGCCAUCGGGGUUGACCCCAAAGAAGGAAAAGUCUACUGGUCCGACAGCACGCUGAAGAAAAUCAGCAGAUCGAACAUCAACGGGUCAGCGCAGGAAGACAUCAUGUCCACAGGCUUGAUGACCACUGACGGUCUGGCAGUGGACGCUGUUGGCAGGAAGAUCUACUGGACAGACACGGGGACCAACCGCAUCGAAGUCGCCAACCUGGACGGCUCCAUGAGGAAAGUUCUCGUGUGGCAAAACCUGGACAGCCCUCGAGCCAUCGCCCUCUACCACGAGAUGGGUUACAUGUACUGGACGGACUGGGGAGAACACGCCAAGCUGGAGCGCUCGGCGAUGGACGGAUCCGACCGUGUGGUGCUCAUCAGUAACAACCUGGGCUGGCCCAAUGGCCUGGCCAUCGACAUGGCCGGCUCACAGCUGCUGUGGGCCGACGCUCACACGGAGCGCAUCGAGGCGUCCGACCUGAACGGGCAGAACCGCCGCACCCUUGUGACUCCGGUCCAGCACCCGUACGGUUUAACCCUGCUGGGCUCCUACAUCUACUGGACCGACUGGCAGAGCCGCAGCAUCCAGCGAGCUGACAAGAACACCGGGGCCAACACCAUCACAGUGAGAGCCAACCUGCCGGGCCUGAUGGACAUCCAGGCUGUGGACAGAGAGAGGCCACUGGGUUUUAAUAAAUGCGGCAGGAGGAACGGGGGCUGCACCCACCUGUGCCUGCCUCGCCCCAACGGCACUUCCUGCGCCUGUCCCACGGGCAUCCUGCUGAAGGGAGACAGCAGGUCGUGCGACGACUCCCCGGAGACGUACCUGCUGUUCUCCAACCGGGUCAGCGUUCGCAGGAUCUCCCUGGACACCAACGACCACACCGACGUCCACGUACCGGUGCCCGAGCUGCACAACGUCAUCUCGCUGGACUACGACAGCGUGGACGGAAAGAUUUACUACACGGACGUCACGCUGGACGUUAUCAGGCGAGCGAACCUGGACGGCAGUGACAUGGAGACGGUGAUCAGCCAGGGCCUGAAGACCACAGAUGGACUCGCCGUGGACUGGGUGGCCAGAAACAUGUACUGGACCGACACCGGGCGCAACACCAUAGAGGUGGCCCGUCUGGAGGGAACCAGUCGCAAAGUUCUGGUCAACAACAGUUUGGAUGAGCCCCGAGCCAUCGCAGUGUUCCCGAGCAAAGGGUUCCUCUUCUGGACCGACUGGGGCCACAUUGCAAAGAUCGAGAGAUCUCACCUGGACGGCUCCGACCGAAAGGUUCUGAUCAACACCGACCUGGGAUGGCCCAACGGUCUCACACUGGACUACGACACACGAAGGAUCUUCUGGGUGGACGCCCACUUGGACCGCAUCGAGAGCUCCGACCUGAACGGCAAACUGCGUCAGGUCCUCGUCAGCCCGGUGUCCCACCCGUUCGCCCUGACUCAGCAAGACCGCUGGAUCUACUGGACGGACUGGCAGACUAAGUCCAUCCAGCGGGUGGACAAGCACACGGGCCGCAACAAGGAAACUGUGCUGGCCAACGUGGAGGGCCUCAUGGACAUUAUAGUGGUAUCUCCUCACAGACAGACAGGUACUAACCUCUGUGGGGUAAAUAACGGUGGCUGCACUCACCUGUGCUUCGCUAAGACCAACAGUUUUGUGUGCGCCUGCCCCGAUGAGCCGGAUGGGCGACCCUGUUCAACAAUUUCAGGUUACAUCCCAACUUCUCCUGCCAGAGGAACCAGCAGCACCCCCGUCCCCAACAAGAUCCCCAAAGCUCCAACAGACACGCCGCACAGAGGACCCUCGCUGGUCAACUGCACUGACAAGAACCUCAACGUGGAAGGCUGCUUGAACACCGUGGUUACGGCUCCUCACGGCGAAGGACUUCAUAUCAGCUAUGUGAUCGGUGGAGUUCUGACCAUCCUGGCCAUCCUGAUCCUCAUUGCUGCUUUGAUUAUUUACAGACAUAAGAAGUCAAAGUUUGCCGACCCUGGAGUGAGCAAUCUGACCUACAGUAACCCCUCAUACCGGACGUCCACGCAAGAGGUGAAGAUCGAGACGUCGCAGAAGCCUCCCAUAUACAACCAGCUUCGAUAUAAGAAAGAGGGGGGAGUGGACGGGGGCUACACCAAGGAGAAGAUCCGCAUUGUGGAGGGCGUGUGUCUCCUGUCCAACGACGAGCUUUACUGGGACGACCUAAAACAGAUCAAGCCGUCCCGAGGCGGCCUGCACACCUGCAUGCGUACGGACACCGUGUCCCUGCAGGCCAGCAGCGCCUCGCUAGACGACGGCGAGACGGAGCAGCUCCUGCAGGAGGAGGCGUCCGAGUGCUCCUCCAUAACCACCCUGACCCCCUCGGCCAUCACCCCGCAGCGCCACGCCCAGCACAGCCUGCCCGACACCGGCUGGGCCUCCAUACGCAAACCCUCCACCGAGAGCGAAGUGUGAGGACGGCCCGCUGCCCCUCUGUGCUUUAUGUCAACCAUCAUUACCUAAUCCACACCUGUAUUUAGAGCUGGUACAAACACACAAAGAUGAAUAGGUACAGUAACAUAUGUAAACUAACGGUGCAUAUGAACCUGGUUAGACACAACUAAGCUCCCACAAAACACAACUUCUAUCUCUGAAACUGGGGCUCCGUCCUACUUGCGCACACAUGCAGUACAGUCCUCCAACAGCACCAUCAAUGCUACUGCCGUUAGGCAAAGUGAUAAACUAAGGAGCAUGCUGGAAUAAGAAAGCAAAGGACUCUGGGGAGAGAGUGAACAGAGAGACACAAGCGUUAUCCGGAGCCUUUUUUAAAGGAUGCAGACUCUGAAUGCGACAGACGCUUCUCUGUGUACGACUCCACCUUUAUUUUUUGUGAACUUUUCUUUUUUUUUUUUUUUUGGACGAAGCUAAAACGACAUACUCCCUGGAUGAUGUAACCAUGACGCUCUCUCUCUCUCUCUAAUGCCACUCAUGUCUUUAUGAACUCUAUUUAUGAACAAUUUUUUUUACUUGUCGAGUGGGUUUGCUGACUUUUCAGCGGAUGAUGAUGAUGAUGAGAGUGUUCCGGUUUUGUGCAGCAGGACCAGGUUAUAUCCAAGAGUUGUAUUUAUGACAGUGCCAAAGGGUGGGGCUUCACAGAGUCUCCAUGCUUCUUUCUCCAUUUACACGUCAACAGAGAUUUAUCUUGAGUCUGGGAUGUUUGUUUCAUUUGACUUCACUGAUUUGCGCUCGGCAGUGGGAGACCUCAUUUACUUCUGACUUCUUAUUUCUACAGCCUCCAGCAGAUCAAACAAGAAAUUACUGUAACAGGAACUCUCAGUUGGUUGCAGAAGUCCGUUCGCUCUCUGCAAAAGUAACCUGAAAGGAGCCUUUUGUUGUUGUUGUUUUUUUUUUUUUUUUAAAGUUGUAAUUCUAUCCUUGCUGAUCCUUGGGCAUAGCAGAAGAAGCCUCGAUGAAGUAACAGCCUAAGUGCCAAACAUUUCAUUCUUUUUCCUCCUUCAGCUAUAAUAUUUAUUUUUUCUUAGAGGUUUUUAAAAUGUACGUUUUCUCACUUUACCACUACUGCUGUUUGAGCCUCGCAGAUGGUUGUGGUUUUAUUUACCGAGGGAUUAGAUAUACGUCUGUGUGACACCACAUUCUCAAUCUGUUAUUAAGCAUUUCUUUUAUUGGUCUUUCCUCAAAAACAUAAACAAAAAACAGAAGCAUGUUCCUGGGGUUCAUCAUCUUGAUUUUAUCCAUAGCACUUACUGUUAGAAUUUGAAGCUCUUUAAACAAAUUCAGCAACAAUUUAUGAUUUUGCUCUGUAAGACAAAUAUUAUUUCAUCUUUUUUUUCUUUGCAGAUGUAUUGUUUCAACCAGUGUUAUCCACCCACAUCCUCUGAUGAUGUCCUCUUUCCAACUUUCUUGCAGAGGAUAGUUUUUAAAGUCUGCUUCAAACAGAAAUAUUAGAUAAACAACUAUUUGACACGGUUGUUUCUCUUUUUUUUUAAAGUUAUUAUUACCGUUGCAGUUUAAAAAGAGUAUUGUAGAGAAAAGUCCGAUGUGAUUUUCAAUUAGAUUUUCUUACUUGGAACUCUUCCACAAAAGUUUCACUUUGGCUCUCGGCUUCAGAGGCAAAUAUAUCAGAAACUUGGCACAUAGAACCAAAAGUAUCUGCCUGGCCAAACACUACUAGGGGUAAAUGAGAACUUCGGUUUUUUUUGUUUUUUUUUUGGUAAUUUGAUCCAUCUACUCUUAAGUCUGUAAUGCAAAGGUGCACUCACAGUAUCUGCCACAGUACAGUCUAACAAAUGGGUAACUUAGAAACACUGUGCAUGUCUGACCCCAUCAGACAGUGAGGGUUAUAGUUUAGAAAUAUAUCACUGACAACUUACUGAAAAAUGAAUUUAAUUCAAGUAAAGAUAUUGUGCAUUGCUUUAACUUUAGAGUACCAUUCUGUCUGUUGAACCGUGGUACGAGGAAAUACUAUAUUGCUAUAUUGACAAAUAUAUCUGUUAGACGUUAUAGAACCGUGUAUUUUGAAGUAUCUGCUACGAGCUCAGCGACUUUGCUGAUUUGCUGCUAGACGAAGCACUGAGGCCAAUGAAAGAGGGUCUUGGCAGCUACAAAACUACAGUCUCUGACGGUUGGUUGACAGUAGGCCUCCAGAGCAUCAUAGCGACCCAGUAUCCAAUUCUCCUGGCUCACAGUCCCUCCAACUCUGCUGCAGGAAUGCUAAAACUGUACAGAUUUUAUCAUGUGGAUAUAAGCAAACAUUUCUGUUGAUAUUGCGUUGAUUAAGUUGUAUAGUCUUUUGUACAAAGGGAUUUCAUGACCGUUUUUAGACUUGUAUUAAUUUUACUCACUGGAGAAAACCUUUUUUUUUUUUUUUUUUUGCUGGAUUAUUUUAACCACUGUGUUUCCAAGCCUUGUAAAUGAUAGGGAAGAUGCCAGUUAUUUAAUAGUGCUCUUUUAUCUUAUGAAAUACUGGUCACGUAUAGCUGUUGUAAAGUUAACAAAAAGAGGUAUUUAUGAUUUUUUUUUUUUUUGUUUUUUUUGUUUGGUUGUCACUUGAUGUGUAAAUAUGAAAAGACUGUAUAUGUAUUUCCAUGGCAGUACUAACAAGCUGUGUUGUGUGAUAUAGUGAAUUAUCCCUUUGCUAUCUUUUAAUAUAAAAUUGCAUUUGCAUUUCAAUGAAA
This is a messenger RNA of Stegastes partitus (bicolor damselfish), 6575 nucleotides long. RefSeq names its product low-density lipoprotein receptor-related protein 4-like. Lineage: Eukaryota; Metazoa; Chordata; Actinopteri; Pomacentridae. The transcript is spliced from 25 exons. The record is from RefSeq and is a predicted model, not a curated record. Bases 1 to 3855 code for a protein of 1284 amino acids.